Molecule: messenger RNA, 2661 nt
Organism: Phycomyces blakesleeanus NRRL 1555(-)
Lineage: Eukaryota; Fungi; Mucoromycota; Mucoromycetes; Mucorales; Phycomycetaceae
Exons: 7
Coding region: 1-2661 (886 amino acids)
Molecular function (GO): protein binding
Source: RefSeq, a predicted model, not a curated record
AUGAAUAUACUCUUACUAUCUUUUGUUUGUGUUGUAAUAUAUUCCAUCGGACAUGUCAAUGGAUCCUAUUUUGUGCCCCAGAAGCUUCUUGGCGAAAUGGACCAACGGUACGGAUCGGCCACAUUUAUACGUAACAAGACGGUCUACAACUAUGGAGGCAACACAUACGCAGACCAACUGUCAAAUGGCAUGAGCUCCACAUCAUUAUCAAGCAUAGGAAAUGUGGUGUACGAAGAGCUGCCUACAAGCCCAACCGAUCCACACUGCUCCUAUCCUUCUACAGUCUACCUCCCCGGAAAUGAUACCGUCUUGUUAUUCUGUGGCGAAUUGUCAGAUGACUCGGACAGCACAAUACUGACCAUAUGGUCUUACAACUUUGACACCCAGAAUCCUACCUGGACUGAGAUUGCACCCAUCAUCGACCAGGGACUCCUAACUGUUGAGGCAAGGUUCAAUGCUGUCCUGGGAUCCAAUGGAAAGGUCUACAUUUACUUUAACUAUCUGACCACAACUGCAAAUAAAACCAACGAGUUUAUCUCUUUCGAUCCGACCACCCGUCACAUAACAGAUCUUUCAAAGAAUAUUCCUCUACACCUGCUGUAUACUUCUACUGUUGCCCUUCCUAAUGGAUUAAUAGUAUUCUCUGCUGGAAAAACAAAGACAGAUGCUUCAACAGCAGAGUUUAUGCCUGCAAACCAAGUGUAUGUGUACAAUGUUAAUGACAAUACUUGGAGAAACCAACUUGUUAGUGGAUAUGCUUUUCUACCAAGAAACUAUCCCAAUUCUGCACUCGGGUCUGAUAACCAAACCAUUUUCUUGUUUGGAGGCAUAUCUCCUCAUCUUGAUGGAGUAGACGCCAUGUACAACGAUUUGCUGCUCCUAAACACAACCACAUGGAGCUGGUCGCUUUUUGAAGCUGGUGGCUAUCCGCCAGCUCCUCGGUUGUAUGCCUCCAUGGGAUUUAUACAAGAUGAUAUUCUAUCAAUCUCUUUUGGUAUACUGACACCGAAUCCAAGAAACGAUGUAAACUUUCUCAGAUACAGUGCGGAUGAAAAAACACCUUCGUAUUGGAUGCGAGACUGGGAAGAGUACCAAAACGGCCAAACUCCAGUCGUAGUAGAGAAAAAGGGUCUAAAGCCAGGCGCUAUUGCUGGCAUAGCUAUCGGUUCAUUAGCAGCUCUUGCCUUGAUGUCGGCAUCUGGUGAGCCAAUUUGGGCUGAAAUAAGUCGAAUUGUUUUCCAGUGCAUUGGCUAUCUUUUGCUGGCAGCGUACCUGGUGUAUAUUAUAAUGGAUGUCGUGAAUAGCCCAAAGGCUAUUAUCACUUUGAGAAAUAGUGCUCUUACCUUGAAGACACCUGACAUUCGGUUCUGUUUCGACGGUUGGAAUAACAGCCUGUCCGUCAAUGAAUACUUACGACCUCACAUGAGAUGCUCUACGGAUGAGGGAUAUGACUGUACUCAGCACAUAACUUCACUCAAUAUGUCGAUCCACAAACCGGCUUUUUCAGAACACAUGGGCGAAAUUACCUGUUUCUUGUAUGCGGCACCCAGCAAAUUCGUCUUGACUGAUCCUACUCGUAGAAUUGGCAAUGGUUCAUCAUUAGACUUUUCAUUUUACGGAGAUCCUACUGCUUCUGGUGCUAUACAUGCUGUAUUUUUCCCACCUGGGAUGGAUCCCAACAUUAUUCUGUACAAUAUCAACACCACUGACAUUGAUCCAAUUAUAACUCCAGAACAAAUGGAUGACUGGGUGGUUGCUGACUUGGGUGAUCGAUAUGCUGAGAAUGUAUACACUAUCAACCCUAAUUCCACUACCACUCUUGGAUAUGAACUUCAGAGCUACCAGCACCUGACAGACGAUGGUUGGAACAACGUAGGAUUCUCUCCAAAUGUAGAAAAGAUACCCCAGAUCAGUACGACAUUUCGUUCAGGAACUAUGAGCAAAGGCACACGAAGUCUGGCUUACAUCAUUAGUACCUUAAAGGUCUUUCCAAACGAGUAUGUUGAUGUGAUUUUGCAAGAGAAAAAGACGUCGACACUUCUGGAUGCACUUGGAUCUGCAGGUGGUGUGUUGAGUCUUAUAAUGGGUGUCCAGCUGUGGCUAUUUGGUUUCCGUCCUCAAUCGCCUUGGGGUGUUGUCCAUCGAUGGUCUAUUGGGCGUAUGAGUCACUCGAUUAAAGAGAGUCUAAGAUCCGGAUUUGACCCUACACACAAGUCUAUUCCGUUUGUUGAUCCUAUUGGCCAACCCAUAUUAUCCUCUAAUUCGUACUAUAAUUCUCCUCAUAUUGCUACCGGUGGUCUUAGUGGUGCUACUACUGCUGCUUCUGCUGGCGGCGGCGUUGUCGCUACUAGUUCUGGUUCUGGUGAUAUUUGUGCUACAGGCUAUUCAGAUAUUGAAGGCAAAGAUACCGCACAGCUUUUAACCGAGCCAGGAACACAAAUUCCUGGCCAACUGCAACGACUGAGUCAAGUGGAGGAGAGAAUGCAGCUUAUGGAACAAAUGUUGAAAGCUUACUAUAUUGACACUGAGAUCUUUAAACAGUUUUCACAGUCAGUCAAGACGAGCCAACCUGACUUAUCAAGAUUAGAUGUAGUUGAAAGUAUACCAAUAACAGAAUCAGGAGAAAUGCGACAAAGAUUGUGGGGUAGAGACAAUGUCUAA